CUUCUUCUUCAUCUUCUUCUUUUUGUCUGUUAUCUGUUCGUUAAAGUUCCAUGGCCUCAAUCCAUCUUUCUUCGUUCUCGUCUUCUGUAGAGAACACCCAUCUUGUCUCUCCAUUACCGUCUCAAAAGCACCGUUCUUUCUCUCCAAACACCUUCCAAAACCCCUUCUUUUCUCCCAAAACGUCAUGUUCUCAAUACAUUUCGCAUACCCAGAAACCUCCUUUUAAGCUCUCUUCCAAGAAUCCUAUCUCAGAUUUAAUCUCUUCUGAACAAAACCCAGAUGGGCCUUUCAUUGGUUCUGAUGAUGAUGAUGAUGAUAAGCCCCGAGAAGAAUGCGGCGUUGUGGGUAUCUACGGUGAUCCUGAAGCCUCCAGGCUCUGCUAUUUAGCCCUCCACGCCCUUCAACAUCGUGGCCAAGAGGGCGCUGGGAUCGUCUGUGUCAACAAUGGUGUGCUCCAAUCCAUCACCGGCGUAGGCCUUGUAUCCGAUGUUUUUAACGAGUCUAAGCUGGAUCAGCUUCCGGGCGAAUCCGCAAUUGGGCAUGUUCGGUACUCCACCGCAGGCUCUUCCAUGCUCAAGAACGUUCAACCCUUCGUUGCUGGUUACCGUUUCGGCUCUGUUGGAGUUGCUCAUAAUGGAAAUUUGGUGAAUUAUCGCUCUCUCAGAGCGGGCCUUGAAGAGAAUGGCUCCAUCUUCAAUACUACCUCCGAUACAGAGGUUGUUCUCCACUUGAUUGCAACAUCAAAAACUCGUCCUUUCUUUCUUCGAAUCGUCGAGGCCUGCGAGGUGCUCAAAGGAGCGUAUUCGAUGGUCUUCCUCACAGAAGACAAGCUGGUUGCAGUGCGUGACCCAUAUGGGUUUCGCCCUCUGGUGAUGGGAAGGAGAAGCAAUGGUUCUAUUGUGUUUGCUUCUGAGACCUGUGCGCUUGACCUCAUAGAAGCAACCUAUGAGCGUGAGGUUAAUCCUGGAGAGGUGUUGGUGGUUGACAAAAAUGGGGUUAAAUCGCUCUGCUUGAUGCCUCAUAAGGAGCGGAAGGCUUGUAUCUUCGAGCAUAUCUACUUCUCUUUACCCAAUUCUGUGGUAUUUGGUCGAUCAGUCUAUGAAUCUCGUCAUGCUUUUGGGCAGAUACUAGCCACCGAAGCUCCUGUGGACUGUGAUGUUGUGAUAGCUGUGCCGGACUCCGGCGUGGUUGCGGCUCUUGGGUAUGCAGAGAAGGCAGGGGUUCCCUUCCAGCAAGGACUGAUAAGGUCACACUAUGUGGGUAGAACGUUCAUUGAGCCCUCUCAGAAGAUUAGAGAUUUUGGAGUAAAACUCAAGCUUGCACCAGUUCGUGCAGUAUUAGAAGGGAAGAGGGUUGUGGUUGUGGAUGAUUCAAUUGUGAGGGGGACUACUUCUUCCAAGAUAGUUAGGUUGCUCAAAGAAGCAGGGGCCAAGGAAGUUCACAUGAGAAUUGCAAGCCCACCAAUUAUUGGGUCUUGCUAUUAUGGUGUUGACACACCCAGCUCAGAGGAGUUGAUUUCUAAUAGGAUGACUGUAGAGGGGAUUAGGGAGUUCAUUGGGUCUGACUCACUGGCGUUCUUGCCUCUCAACAGCUUGAAAAAGUUGCUUGGCCGUGAUUCUCCAAACUUUUGUUAUGCUUGCUUCUCUGGGGAGUACCCUGUUCCUCCUAAUGAAGUCAAGGUGAAAAGGUUGGGUGACUUUGUGGAUGAUGGUUUGAAUGGCAGUUUAGAAUUGAUAGAUGGAGGUUGGAUUAAAGGAACUAAAAAUGGGCAGCUUAAUUGACCAAGUAGUGGUCGUUGGACGAAGAUUUUGCUUGCAGACCUCUAAUGUAAUUUUAGUAUGCUUUUGCCUUGGAUGGGAACCCAAAUUGUGUUUAUUUGGCUAGUAAGUGAGUACAGGUAUUUCAAAGGUCUGAAUGGAUCGUAUUUAUUUUCUCUUUAGAAGAUUUGGAGUUCUAACUGUGGACAGAUCCAAUCAGGUAGAGCCUUAUUGUAACAUCUAUUCACAGAUGACUUUUAUGUUAUACCAUAAGAUUACAUUGCAAAUUUUUGUUUCAA
Messenger RNA from Telopea speciosissima, 2056 nucleotides. RefSeq names its product amidophosphoribosyltransferase, chloroplastic-like. Gene Ontology annotation, molecular function: amidophosphoribosyltransferase activity. The coding region runs from base 51 to 1781 and encodes 576 amino acids. Gene Ontology annotation, biological process: purine nucleobase biosynthetic process; purine nucleotide biosynthetic process. Lineage: Eukaryota; Viridiplantae; Streptophyta; Magnoliopsida; Proteales; Proteaceae. The record is from RefSeq and is a predicted model, not a curated record. Gene Ontology annotation, cellular component: cytoplasm. The transcript is spliced from 2 exons.